Bipolaris sorokiniana ND90Pr is the source of this 2148-nucleotide messenger RNA. RefSeq lists its product as uncharacterized. Lineage: Eukaryota; Fungi; Ascomycota; Dothideomycetes; Pleosporales; Pleosporaceae. The transcript is spliced from 2 exons. The record is from RefSeq and is a predicted model, not a curated record. The coding region runs from base 337 to 1908 and encodes 523 amino acids.
UGCACUGCAGAUAUAGUAGGCUGCCUUCAUGCACCUACCUUGGCUGCACUACGGACUAGUGCUCAAGACUGCUGGCUUUGCUUCAAGAUACUAACAGGAACUUCAAUACUAGCGCCGGCUGAUUAUCGCAUUUCUCGCGUUGGUAUAAAUUGGCCCAUUAACUGUGUAAUCCAAAUCAGAUAUGGGGCUGCUGUCCUCGUGAUUCGUGAUGCUCAGCUCCGCAAUCUUGGUACGAUACAACGCGUCAGGAUUUUGACCAACAGAGGGGAUCCUGCUGUCCGCCAUAGUGUUCCUGUUCGACAUCAUCUUACGUCUACGUCUUCAGACCCUUCGUUCAUGAUUGCUCGAAGUUGGAUAUUGGAUUGUCAGCUCAAUCAUCGGUGUUCUGAGGCUAUUCCUACACUCACUACGCAGUACCUUGAUGGUGUCCGACCGGCCCGCAUGAUUGAUGUGGCAGCUUUCCAACAUCCGUCUCAGGAUAUUCGGCUAGUAGAAAUGGAUCAAGUGUGUACAUAUGUAGCCUUGAGCUACUGUUGGGGUCAUGGCCUGUCUUACGUGACAAAACAGGAUACUCUACUAUCACUACUAACGCGCAUAUCCUACAAUGACUUGCCACAAACAUUUCAACAUGCAAUCACAGCAACUCGUAACCUGGGGUAUCGUUACUUGUGGCUAGAUGCUCUUUGUAUCGUUCAGGAUUCUGUGCAAGAUUGGGAGCGAGAAUCACAAAAGAUGGGCGUCAUAUACAGUCAGGCUGUUGUCACGAUUGCCGCGACCGAAAGUCGAGGUGUGCAUGAUGGUUUUUUCAACUACGAAAGCUGCAGCGAGAUUUCUCCAUCCUGGAAAAAGAUGGUAGUGAGAGAUGCUGUGAGGUAUCGUGAGCCUACUGAGUUGCUACUCUAUGAGGACGCUUACGAUCCCAUGGACGCUGCAACUGAUAUGGCUGCAGGUACACUAGCGCAAAGAGCAUGGGCUUGUCAAGAGAGAAUACUGUCUGCCCGCGUUCUCCAUUACAAGAAAAAACAGAUCUACUGGGAAUGUAGACAAGCAGCCCACAUAGAGGAAGGAAUCCCAUCUUUCUCUAAUAACUCUGGUUGGGCUGGGACAGGUCCCAGUCUUGGUCGGGAGCUUGCUGCCUAUGAUAUCAGCGACCGCGAUCUGUCAAAUCGAAUCUUUAAAUGGUAUAACGAAAUACUGCACACACACUACUCGACACGACAACUGACAUAUGCAUCCGAUCGGCUGCCCGCAAUUUCAGGUCUUGCUAAACUUGUCCGAGGCAGCAUGAACAUAACGUAUCUUGCUGGUCUCUGGAAAGAGCGACUCCAAUUUGGAUUGUGUUGGGGGGUGGUGAAUAUAGUGCCUCGUUCAACAGUCAAUGCAUCUCCCUCUUGGUCUUGGACGUCUUAUGAGACGCCAGUAUGUUGGCCAAUGACUGUAUACGAGAGCUUCCCACCCGCGCUUUACUAUCUAGAUGAUUUUGAUAUUGAACUUGCUAGUAGCGAUAGGUUCGGACGUGUGAAUGGAGGGUUCCUAAAGAUCACCGGCCUGAUGUGUGUGGUACAGGUUGAAUUUCUCCUGGGCUUAGCCCAUCGGUUUAAUCAUUCGAGUUUGGAGGGCAAGAUGGGUGAUUGGAGUUCGAAGCUAUCAGAUUUUGAUGGAAUUCAUUUGGGUGCCGCGUUGUUAGAUCGGGAUCCCGGCACAGACGUUGUGCACGCGUUGAUACUUGCGAAAGCUGAAACACGGGAUGGAGAACAUGGGGAAUGGAACAUGCUGUUGGUCACCUGUGCUGGGGGGACUAGUGACAGAUUUGAAAGAAUCGGGAUCGCACAGGUGCGUUCUGACGGUAUCGAAGAAAAGCCUCUUUGGCUGCCAAAGUUCGAAAGACGAAGCAUCACGCUUAUUUAGACUUCAUACCGCCUUCUCUACCGAUAAUACAUCAUGAGAUUGAAUGUAUGAUUGCAAAGGAGUGCAAUAUUUAAUCAUACAUUAUUAUCCCUAACAGAUCCUAGCCGAAAGGAAGGCCAUACAGCCUGGAUGCGGCCCUGGGUAAUCCGGAGCCGGGCUCAAGGAAAGAAACACCCCUCGGAGGCCCUUUACGCAACCUUAUGACCGGGCAGCUACGGUCAUGUGCAUAGAAUACACAGC